This is a messenger RNA of Etheostoma cragini (Arkansas darter), 3495 nucleotides long. RefSeq names its product solute carrier family 7 member 14a (gene slc7a14a). The transcript is spliced from 9 exons. NCBI's taxonomy places the organism in Eukaryota, Metazoa, Chordata, Actinopteri, Perciformes, Percidae. Gene Ontology annotation, cellular component: plasma membrane. The coding region runs from base 1 to 2298 and encodes 765 amino acids. Gene Ontology annotation, biological process: amino acid transport; transmembrane transport. Gene Ontology annotation, molecular function: amino acid transmembrane transporter activity. The record is from RefSeq and is a predicted model, not a curated record.
AUGACCAGUCUGGUAGGGAAGCUAGACCCUCGGAGGGUACAAUGGCGCUCCACAUGGAACACCUUUACGUCCCGUGUCCUGAGGACCAAACCUGUGGAGUCCAUGUUGGAUUCGGCCAUGACGGGCACCAGCUCCCAUGGGACCAGACUGGCCCGGGUCCUAUCCACAGUGGACCUGGUGUCGCUGGGCGUGGGCAGCUGCGUCGGGACAGGGAUGUAUGUGGUCUCGGGGCUGGUUGCCAAGGAGAUGGCCGGUCCGGGCGUCAUUGUGUCCUUCAUUAUCGCCGCUGUGGCCUCCAUUCUGUCAGGAGUGUGUUAUGCAGAGUUUGGCGUUCGGGUGCCUAAGACCACCGGUUCGGCCUACACGUACAGCUACGUGACCGUGGGCGAGUGUGUUGCGUUUUUCAUCGGCUGGAACUUGAUUCUGGAGUAUCUGAUCGGCACAGCGGCGGGGGCGUCGGCUCUCAGCAGCAUGGCGGACUCACUGGCCAAUCACAGCAUCAGCAACUUUAUGAUUACACACAUCGGAACGCUCAAGGGCUUGGGUAAAGGGGAGCAGUCGUACCCAGACCUGCUGGCGCUGCUGAUAGCACUGCUGGUGACCGUGAUAGUAGCUUUGGGAGUGAAGAACUCUGUGGGCUUCAACAACGUGCUGAACGUCAUCAACCUCAUAGUGUGGGUGUUCAUGAUGAUCGCCGGGCUCUUCUUCGUCAACGGAGAGAACUGGGACGAGGGGAGGUUCCUGCCCUUUGGCUGGUCGGGGGUGAUGCAGGGUGCAGCUACCUGUUUUUAUGCCUUCAUUGGAUUUGACAUCAUCGCUACAACAGGAGAGGAGGCCAAGAGUCCCAACACCUCCAUCCCCUAUGCAAUCACUGCCUCACUCAUCACCUGCCUCACUGCCUACGUCUCUGUUUCUGUGAUCCUGACUCUGAUGGUGCCGUAUCAUGAGAUUGACGCAGACGCCCCGCUCAUGGAGAUGUUUGCCAUGCAUGGCUGUAUGUUCGCAAAGUAUAUUGUGGCAGUGGGCUCCAUAGCGGGACUCACCGUUUCCCUCCUGGGCUCCCUGUUCCCCAUGCCAAGGGUCAUUUAUGCCAUGGCAGGGGACGGCCUGCUGUUUAAGUUCCUGGCCAAUGUGUCUUCCUACACAGAGACACCUGCUGUUGCCUGUGUGGUGUCGGGCUUUCUAGCUGCCCUCCUGUCCCUCUUGGUCAGCCUCAGAGACCUCAUAGAGAUGAUGUCCAUAGGAACCCUGCUGGCCUACACCCUGGUAAGCCUGUGUGUACUCCUGUUGCGUUACCAACCCGAAGGCGAUAUCCACGGCUUUGUGAACUUCCUCUCCGAGGAGCAGAACAACAAGAGAAAGGAGGGCGUUCUGGCCGAGUGCGAGAAAGAAGCCUGUUCACCAACCAGCGAAGCGGAUGAGUAUGGGGGUCCGGCUACAAACACCUGUGGAGCCAAAAACCUGCCGUCACUGGGUGACAAUGAGAUGCUGAUAGGAAAACCAGAUAAAACCACCUACACUGCCAGCCACCCAAACUAUGGCACAGUGGAUAUGACUAGUGGCAUCGAGGCAGAAGAGUCAGAGGGCGGGAUGUCCCGGCGGUUGAAGAAGCUCAUUGGACCGCGCUACUACACCUUGAGGAUCAGAUUGGGCCUGCCGGGAAAGAUGGACAGGCCUACUCCAGCCACGGGGAAAACUGUCACUGUGUGUGUGCUGCUCCUCUUCAUUUCCAUCUUUGCUUUCUGCUCCUUCAUCAUUUUUGGUGCAAGCAGUAUUGGGGAGGGUCACUGGUGGGCUUUGCUGCUAUUGGUCUUCUUCAUCAUCUUCCUGGCCCUGCUUGUCAUCAUCAUCCUCCAGCAGCCAGAGAACCCUAAGCGGCUGCCCUACAUGGCGCCCUGUGUGCCCUUUGUACCUGCUUCAGCCAUGCUGGUCAACAUCUACCUCAUGCUUAAACUGUCUGCCAUCACCUGGAUACGAUUUUCAAUCUGGUGCAUCGUGGGUGUUCUCAUCUACUUUGGCUAUGGCAUGUGGCAUAGUACGCUAGAGAUCACGGCUAGAGAGAACGAGGUGCACGCCUCCACCUACCAGCGCUACGAUCAAGGCGUGGAUGAAGGCUUCUGCGGCUUCGACGAUGAUUUCUACCCGCCUACUACUGACGCCUGGGGUGCGCCGGAGGGGGGAUCAGGGCUCACCCCGCCCGCCAAGGUGAAACCCGGAAGUGACGGGGCACCAUCUAAAGGUGGAGGCAGUAAAAUUGCCAAUCCAGGCCUCGCAGAAGAGGAUCCGAUGGAUUUCUGAAGGGACUGACUCUGUGUUACCCUGAAUGUACUGCCUUGUCUGCUGCCUGGGGAAAGGGAGGGGGAACAGGUGUGUGUGUGUGUGUGUGUGAGUGUGUUUGUGUGUGUCUGUCCAACCCUUGGGCCAGACAGUUUCUUGGCCGUGGAACGGCUUUUCCUUCACCUUACUCUGCCGUGCUUGGCUCCCCAGCUCACACAGCAAAUGAUGAAGUUAGGGUCAAGUGUCUUGUCACAGUCACUUGUUAUUCACUUACUGGACUCCACAUCUCACCCAAACAAGGGAUAGAAAAGUGCUGAUGUAGCUGGAGAUAAAAUAUGAUGGGGUUCGUUGCACUGUGAACAAUGAAACAUUGUUUAUUGAGCAAUCUGUGAACUCUAUUUCUAAGAAUUUACGGGAUAUACAGUAGGUGGGGAGAAGGUGAUGAGUAUAGGACAGAUGGAUCAGCACCUCCCUUCCCGUUUCAACACAGACAGGAAAGCUAGAUGACAGCAUGCCAAGCUCAAGCUAUUUCCCGACGACAGGUCUGACUUACUCUGCUCAUUUUCUUUUUCAACAGACAGGAAAACUCAUACAUGUGCUCUUAAAAAACGCAAAGAAAUUGCUUAAAAAUCAAAAACUGCUUUGUCUUUAAACAUUCCCCCCGGCCCCCUAACAUCUAGCCCAAGGGAUUUAGGACUGGAUUGGGAAGAGGUUGUUGAUGUUUCCUGUCACAAUAGUACUUGGACUUUGCUUGCUAUAGUGCCUUCAUCUACUGUAUGUGUAAGUGAAUUUCUGAUUGUGUCUGUUUUCUACUUUAAUUUUGCUUGUAUAUGAGGGUGUAUGUGCAAUCAAACUCCACCUUUUACAUCAGUGUGUGUGUGUGUGUGUGUGUUGGUUCUUGGGUUGUUUUAAUGUGUUUUUGUAGGUAUUGUUUUGUCCUUCCCACUCUUUGCCCCAGCAUGACACUUAAAAUCAAUCCGCCCGCGACAAAGCAGAUUAUGGUGCAUUAUAACACGUGCUUGAGACGCAAGAGAAAAGAGGGGGCAACAGACAUAAAAAGAGAACAGGUUGAAUCCUAACUGACUUAAACCGACUUGGUUUAUUAUGAUACAUGUCAUAGUUUCUUUGUGCUUGUCUCUCCGUUGAUGUUGUUCUCGCAGUUUACCAUACCUGGGAAGGAAUUCAUUUUCAGUUCAUUCAAUUCAAGACAUGGUAUUU